This is a messenger RNA of Culex pipiens pallens (northern house mosquito), 2734 nucleotides long. Its product is annotated as protein maelstrom homolog. Gene Ontology annotation, biological process: regulation of miRNA-mediated gene silencing; negative regulation of DNA-templated transcription; male meiotic nuclear division. Gene Ontology annotation, molecular function: sequence-specific DNA binding. Bases 157 to 2010 code for a protein of 617 amino acids. The record is from RefSeq and is a predicted model, not a curated record. Gene Ontology annotation, cellular component: P granule; nucleus. The transcript is spliced from 4 exons. NCBI's taxonomy places the organism in Eukaryota, Metazoa, Arthropoda, Insecta, Diptera, Culicidae.
GUUAAUCGUGCUAAAAGUUGUGUAAUUAUUGUGUUUAAAGUGCUGUUUGUCGUGUUGAAAAGACUGCUCGUGUUUUGUGAUUAAAUUUGUGUGGUUUGGGAGCGAGAAAGCUUGAUUUUCUAGCGGACACGUUUUCCUUGCGGAUCCGGUUUCGGGAUGGCCCCGCGAAGACACAACAAGAACCGGCAGCCCAAGGGCCCGUACUACUUCUUCAUGAUGGAGUACAAAAAGAAGAAGGAAGCCGAGGGUUACACGUUCCGGGGCGGUGCCUUCGAGCUGCAGUCCAAGGCGUCCCCGCACUGGAAUAGAAUGUCCAAUGAAGAGCGCGAACCGUACCAGAAGAUGGCCCAGCAGCACCGUGAGUUCUUGCGGGAGAACGGGGAGCGGUACACGUCGCAGGGAGUUCCGCUGUCCGUGGUCGAGGCGGAACAGAAGGCCAAAGAGCAAAAGGCGGACACCAUUAAGAAUACCAUCGCCGGCAUGCUGGACGCCGGAGUGGCCAGCAAUGAGCUUGAAAAGGUGGAGUUCUUCUUCAUCUCGUUCGCGUACUUUUGCGUGACCUCGAACGGCACCUACAUUCCGGCCGAGAUGGGCCUGGUGCGGUACAGCCUGCGGGACGGCGUCAAGGACCGGCUGCACAUGUUCAUCGAUCCGGGCAAGUUGCCGCUGGGCUUUUCGUACGAUGCCAAGGUCCACAGCGAGUCGGACCACGGGUUGCCGAUUCCGCCGGACGCGAUGGGCGAAAAGGACAACGACGAGAUCGUGCUGCGGCUGUUCAACUUUUUGUCCCAGGGCGAGAAGAUGCCGCCGCUGUUUACGGAGACAACGGAGAUCAAGAUGGUGGAGAACAUCCUGAAGGGCAUUUUGACCCAGGCCAACAUGGAUGAAAACACGCUGCUGGUUUGUCCGCUGUCGGAGUUGUUUUACCAGCUGAAGCGCGCCACCGAGAGCUUCGGAAUGGACAUCAAGACGUUCCCGUCGGUCCACAUCGCCCAGGCCAUCAUCCAGAAGGAUGUGUACGAGUACACCAAGGACAUUUCGUGUGACUUCCACGAGGAAAAGGGCAACGGCAAGUACUGCCCGCUGUCCAAGUGCGUCCGCUGGGCGUUCAUCAUCUCGGACAGCUGCUGUCUCGAUCUGAGCAUCGAGAUGAAACCGGGCCGCCAUCUGCCGUUGAACGCAGACACGGACCUGUGCAACACGACCGCAAUCGGGGACACCAGCUCGUACAUCAGCACCCAGUUCGAUAACUGCUCGUUUGUGUCCUCAUCGGAGGUCACCCACCUCACCAACCCGAAGCUGUCCAAGUUGCCCAAGAGUCACUACGAAAAGUACGACGACGAUCGCAUGAAGGACCGCUACUUGUCCAGUCGUCCCUCAUCCUCGGCGGCCAGUUCCAGCUACAGCGAACGUGUCAAGGUCAAGGACGAAUACCCCGCGCUCAACGACAGCAUGGCCAGCAGCAGCAGCCGAGCCCGCGACUCGCGAACCCCGUGGGGAGCUACCUCCUCUUCCUCCUCCUCCUACCGCCGCGAUCCCUCUCCGUCAUCCCGAAGCACGCGCGAUCGUCGCGACUACUCGCCGUCGUCCCGCAGCUCGCGCGACAGACGGGACCGCGAUUACGACCGGUACCGGCGUGACUCGCCGGACCGCCGACGGGACGAGCGCAGCUCCAGCAGCCGGCGCGAACGCGACCGCUACCGUGGCCGCGACGAAUCACCCGACUACGCCCGCGGAGGUCGCGGCUCGCCGGAUUACACCCGCGGAGGUCGCGCCUCGCCAGACUACACGCGCGGCGGCGGCCGUAUCAAGCAGGAGCGCCGUUCGCCCGACUCGUCCGAUCGGCCGUCGACGUCGUCGGCGCGUCCCUCCGGAGGCUACGGCAGGGGUUCGCUCGUGGCACCGCCGGAACCGCCGCGUUCGCCGCCCGGCAGCGACGCCUUUUCGUCGAAAGACUUUCCCGAGCUGGGCGCCGUCCGGAGCGCGGGCCGGGGCCAACUUAGCAAGUAAGCGCAGGGGCGAGGCAGGGAAAUUUUGAGAAAAGUUGACACAUUUCGAUCUACCGCAUGUUUGUUCUAAUUGUAUAUUAGUUUUUUGAAAGUUUUUAUUUCUUCAUUUUCUCAUUUUAACACACUUUCCAUUUCGCUUUUCUUCUGUUUUGUCACCUAUUAACAACAUCAAAUAUUAAGAGCCAAGAAAAGCCAAGGCAACCAGAUUUUGAAGAACCAAAUGUUUUUUUUUACUCAUGUUUGUCAAUUUUGCUAAAAUUACGUCUAAAAUGUCCUAACGGUACAAUAUAUUAUAAGAAUUAAUGUAUCUACAACUUUAGUAAUUAAGAAAAGGCAAAAUACAUUGAGCCAGGAAAAGUUUCUCUCCUUAAUCAAUAGAAUGUAUUCUUACUGGUAAGAAAUAAACUACAAUUUGAAAGAUAAAAUCACUAAAGUGGCCACUCAAAAAAAUACACGCAUUCAAAAAUCUUUAAAAAUAAAAAUGAUGAAUCAAACAAUAAUAGAGAUCAAACUAUGUAACAACAAAAAGUAGAAUGAACCGAAAAGAACCGCACCUCAACGCGAACGCGUGCAAAUUGAACGAAGUUGAAAGAAUCAUGGGCGUGGUUUUUAGGUCCACCACACCCCAGCUAGAGACCAGUGUCUAAAAAGCUAUCCGUAAAUGUGUUACACUACAAACGGCGACUGCGUUUCACGAUAUGAUGAAUAAAGGAAAGUAAAUCCAA